This is a messenger RNA of Seriola dumerili (greater amberjack), 1111 nucleotides long. It is a transcript of the gene gper1, whose product is annotated as G protein-coupled estrogen receptor 1. Gene Ontology annotation, cellular component: membrane. The record is from RefSeq and is a predicted model, not a curated record. Gene Ontology annotation, biological process: G protein-coupled receptor signaling pathway; cellular response to estradiol stimulus. Lineage: Eukaryota; Metazoa; Chordata; Actinopteri; Carangiformes; Carangidae. Gene Ontology annotation, molecular function: nuclear estrogen receptor activity; G protein-coupled receptor activity. The coding region runs from base 1 to 1104 and encodes 367 amino acids. The transcript has a single exon.
AUGUGGCUUAUGAUUCAAGACAGUCCAACCACAGUCAGUAUGGAAGUGCAGACAACCUCUCUGGUCUGGAUAUAUGUUAACAGGACAGAACAGCUGAACUCUUCAUAUGAAUACAACACCACGGAUUUGAUUGAAGACUCAGACAAAUACCAGUCUUACAUAAUUGGUCUCUUCCUGUCCUGCCUGUACACAAUCCUCCUCUUUCCUAUUGGAUUUAUCGGUAACAUCUUAAUCCUGGUGGUGAACCUGAACCACAGAGAAAAGAUGACCAUCCCUGACCUUUACUUUGUCAACCUGGCCGUAGCUGACCUCAUCCUGGUGGCAGAUUCGCUCAUCGAGGUCUUCAACCUGAACGAGAAGUAUUACGACUAUGCCGUCCUCUGCACCUUCAUGUCCCUUUUCCUGCAGAUCAACAUGUACAGCAGUAUCUUCUUCCUCACGUGGAUGAGCUUCGACCGGUACGUUGCCUUGGCUAGCUCCAUAAGCAGCAGCCCGCUGAGGACUAUGCAGCACGCCAAGCUCAGCUGUGGCCUCAUCUGGAUGGCCUCCAUCCUGGCCACCCUCCUCCCCUUCACCAUUGUGCAGACGCAGCACAGGGGUGAGGUGCACUUCUGCUUUGCCAACGUCUUUGAGAUCCAGUGGCUGGAGGUUACCAUUGGCUUUUUGGUGCCGUUCUCCAUCAUUGGUCUAUGCUACUCUCUGAUCGGGCGCAUCCUCAUGAGGGCCCAGAAGCACCGUGGACUGUGGCCACGGCGGCAGAAAGCCCUGCGCAUGAUCGUGGUGGUGGUUCUGGUGUUCUUCAUCUGCUGGCUCCCGGAGAACGUCUUCAUCAGCAUCCAGCUGCUGCAGGGCACAGCUGACCCGUCGCAGAGGACUGCUACCACCCUGUGGCACGACUACCCGCUCACAGGCCACAUUGUUAACCUGGCAGCUUUCUCCAACAGCUGCCUCAACCCCAUUAUCUACAGCUUUCUAGGGGAAACCUUCAGGGACAAGCUGCGUCUCUUCAUUAAGCAGAAGGCCAGCUGGUCAGUAGUGAACCGCUUCUGCCACCACGGCCUCGAUUUACGCCUCCCUGUCAGGAGCGAAGUGUCAGAGGUGUGACUGCUGA